AUGGUAGCCCAGAAUCAACCCACGCCGCCUUCGUCUACUUCGUCCAACAAUGGGGCCUCACCCGACGGGAAUCCCUACCGCGUGGUGCGAACGCGAAAGAGAGGGAGCCCGGCGGGCGUGAAUGCGUCAUCGGAUGACAUGCAGAAUCGUAUCGAUCGACUGGAAGGCCUCGUCCUCUCAUUAAUGACCAGUGGGGCGUCGGGCGCGCCGACCGCGGUCGCUCAAGCCGCCAUCGCAGCGAGUCGGAGUGAAAGCUUCAGUACCGCGUCGGAACCUGUCUCAGACCACACGCCGAUAGACAUGAUCACAGAGGAGGGCGAAGGUGAGGAAAGCGAAGUGGAAAACCUAUCACACGGAAUUGGAGUUAUGAAGAUGGACGGCGCGAAAGCAAUAUUUGCAUCCGAAGCUCAUUGGUACGCCAUUCUCUGUGAGAUCAGCGAGGUGAAAAAGUACUUCGAUUGCCACAAAGAGGACUUCAAACAGCGCAUGGCAACUUACGAGGCAUCGCAAGUGCGCGAUGCCAACGAUGGAUUGGCGUUUCUUCUUCAGAGUUUGCCACCAAAGGACAAGUCAGAACUUCUCGCUGAAUAUCCACCGAAGGUCGACGCGGACAGAUUGAUCGCGCGCUACUUCAACGCCUACGACCCAUCAGUACACAUCAUCCACGGUCCAUCUUUUCAGAAGCAAUAUCACAAGCAUUGGCUGAAUCCCUCGGAAUCGUCAGUCGUCUGGCUUGCUCUGAACUUUUCCAUGAUGACGUUGGCAUUGCAGUCGUACUCGAGGGCUGCCGACGAGCCCCCGGAAUACCGUGGCCGCUGUCUGCAUCUCUCCCAUGAAUAUCGCAAGCUGACUGCGCAAUGUCUGCAGCUUGCGGACAUCACCCAGCCGAUCUCACACAUGCUCGAGGCUAUGGUACUCUAUAUGCUUGCAGAGUAUGGGCGAAGCAAAGACGCCGAGCCUGGAGUUCUACUGCUUGUCAGCAUUUGCGUAAGAUUGGCCAUGCGGAUGGGCUAUCAUCGCGAUCCUGCUCCACAUCCGGCCAUCACACCCUUCCAGGGCGAGAUCCGACGGCGUGUGUGGACCUUCAUCUGUGGCUUUGAUUCACUCGUCUCUUUCCAAUUCGGUCUACCAGCAAUGAUCAAGACAGAUCAUAUGGACACUGAAUCUCCUCGGAACCUGUACGAUGACGAGCUCUUCGAGGAUAUGAAAGCUUUACCACCUUCGAGGCCUGUCUCAGAAGCGACCCCGAUGUCAUACAUGAUUACCAAGUCCAAGAUGAACUACCUUUUCGGCCGGAUAGUCGAACGCGCUCAGUCUCUGACGAAUCCAAUGUCUUACGAGGAGACCAUGAAGGCCGACCACGAGCUCCGGGAGACGCGCGCGCAGUAUCCGCCGCUGCUGCGAGCCCGCUCCUUUGCCGAAUCAGCCCGAGACCCUGCGAACCUGAUCAUGCAGCGCAUUGGUUUGGAGAUGAUGUUCUUACGUUGUCUGUUCGUCUUGCACAGGAAGUUCAUCAUGCGAGGGCGGGAGCAAUCGAAAUAUGCGUAUUCGCGCCGAACAUGUCUGGAUGCAUCCUUAGAACUACUCGGUCAUCAGGCUACCCUCCAUGCAGAAUCACAACCGGGUGGGCGCCUGCGGUCUGUCAAAUGGUCGAUCUCGUCCCUCACCACCAACGAUUUCCUCCUCGCCGCUAUGUUGAUCUGUUCUGAUCUCCACCACACCGCUAGCGAGGAGCGCAACGGCCGUAAGCCUGGCGCGGCAGCAUCGGUGCCCGACCUCUAUGAUCCAGGGAAGCGUGAAGAGAUGUUGCAAGCCGUGGAGCACUGUAUAGUCAUUUGGGACCAAGCCCGCGAUGCAAGCAUGGAGGCAUACAAGGGUGCACACGCGCUGCGCGUCAUGGUGGAGAAGAUUCGACCAAUCACUGAGCGCCGUAAGACUCACGCUCUUGGAGCGCCUACAGGCGCUGCCAACGAGCUUAACGGACAAUUGAGCCACAACGUCAACGGCCAACCCAGCAAUCCUCUUCUCCCGACCUCCUUCAACAACACUUUUACUGGUGUAUCCUCGAACGGCGCCAAGAUCGAGGAUCUCGCGCCGGAGCAGUCGGCGGCAAUGACGCUAGGCCUGCUCUCCUCUGGUGGUAUGCCACCGGGUCCGAGCUUCGUCAUGAAUGGUCCUCCCUCUGGGCCUUCUGGAGGAACCGGCUCAAGCGAACCACGAUCGCCGCAGUACCCCAUGGGGAUGGCUGGUCUCUUGAACGACAACGGCAUACCGGAGCGUACGGGUCUGACUCCUGGAUACUCCGGCGGGGAUGUUCACGGCGGCCCGCUCAGUCCCAUGAGCCAGAUGCUCGUGCAGGGCAGCGGAGCAGCUGGAGGCAUGACCGGUCUCAUGGGCGGCACUGACGGACUAGGUGCCGACAUUGAUUGGAGUGCCUGGGACUCGUACAUCCAAGGUAGUGGUAACGGCGGCAUGGAUAGUGCGCAGUUCUGGCCAAUGAAUCUGGACCUAAAUAUGGACGUCACGCAACAGCAACAACCUACGGCGAACAGCAGUGCGAAUGCAAGCGUCUUCAUGGGUGCGCCCAACAACGGAUCAAUGCUAUGAGAAUGGAGCCUACGUGGCUGGAACAAUCUAUGAUACUGCUAGUGAACACUCGGGAUUUGCUCAAGGCAGGCGGAUGUUUCGCAGCACACUUGUUUUUUCGGAAAAUGACACCGCGGGGGGAGCGACACGAUUGGGGUCUGCUCAUGGCACUCCAAAUUUCGGCGAAGACGCAAUCUCUACUUCUUGAGAAACAGCUCAGAGAUGCAGACCGAGAGUUUGGUCGUUGAUUCUGAGAAGCACAAAAGUCCUGCACGUAAG
This is a messenger RNA of Dissoconium aciculare CBS 342.82, 2865 nucleotides long. RefSeq names its product fungal-specific transcription factor. NCBI's taxonomy places the organism in Eukaryota, Fungi, Ascomycota, Dothideomycetes, Mycosphaerellales, Dissoconiaceae. The transcript has 3 exons. Gene Ontology annotation, biological process: DNA-templated transcription. The record is from RefSeq and is a predicted model, not a curated record. The coding region runs from base 1 to 2607 and encodes 868 amino acids. Gene Ontology annotation, molecular function: DNA binding; zinc ion binding. Gene Ontology annotation, cellular component: nucleus.